AUGGGCCGCGAGUGGCGAUCAGGAUGGCUUUUGGCCGUAUUGUUGGCGUUGGCCGGAGCACAACAACAGGCUGAAGACGUUCAGGAUGUCAUCAUUAUUGGAGCGGGACUGGCUGGGCUGUCGGCAGCGAAUAGGAUUCUUGAUCAAUCCCCCUCCACAAAGCUGCUCGUGCUCGAAGCGAAAGAAGCGAGUGGAGGGCGUCUCCUCGCCCAUCAGAUGAAGACAGCGCAGGGCCAGCAGGCCGUCGACAUCGGCUCCCAAUGGAUCGGCCCCAAGCACACGGCCCUCCUCGCGUUGGUCCAGAAAUUCGGGUUGACCGCUGAAGUUCAGCCAAUAUGCGGCGAGCGCAUCAUCCUCAGCAAGAACACCGCGGGUACCAACUUUUUGAGCAGGAGGCGGAAGAGAUCGUACCAGUGGUCAUCUCUCGGCACGAGCCCCUCAAUCUCUGAUGUCUUCUCCUCGUCUGACCUUGCCGAAUUUGGUGGAGAAUCCGCCGCCGGUUUCAUCAAGAGCGGCAACCUCGACUCGGUCGAUGGCGAUGGCAUUCGACGACUUCUGCAGGUGUUCUACGAUGCGCCCGACACCACCGUAUCCGCCCUCCAGCUCCUCCUGACGGCCAGCAGCGAGAAUUCGACGAUCGACGAUGUGCUCUCGGAAAUGGGCCACGGUACUGGGCUUCGUGUGAAAGAGGGAUUGGGACAGUUGGUUAGCAAACUGGCCACCCGGGAUGGCCUAACGAUCACCUACAGCUCGCCAGUCACCACGAUUUCUCAAGAAGACGACGGCACGCAAACGAUCACGGCUGGAGGCAAGAAAUAUUCGGCAAAACAGGUGAUCAUCGCCGUGCCGCCAGCCAUCGCCGCCGGCAUCGACGUCAACCCCGCGUUGCCCCAGAAUUUGGCGGCUUUCCUUGGUUCCUACAAGCCCCGCGGAUUCGCCACCUACUUUGCCCUGACCUACUCGACCCCGUUCUGGCGUGAAAACGGCAAUUCCGGGCAGAUCAUCUACGCUGGAACUGGCGGUGAUCUGCUGUGGCUGACGACAUUCGACACGAGCGACAACAAUGGAUGCGCGUUCGAAGGAACGCCCGGCGUGCUGUGGGGAAUUGCCCAUUUUGGCAGCGAUUCGCUGAAUGCUGAUCAGAGGUAUGCCGCCUACGUCAAAGUGAUGGCAGAAGCUUUCCCGAAUUCUGGCGAUCCGCUUGAUCAUUUCGACUACCAAUUCUACGACGACGAAUACGCGCUCGGCUCCGUUGGCACGCUGCCAGUACAGCAGAAUACUGAUGACGUUGCCGCCUUCUUCGAGGCGUUCAACGCCGAUGGACCACAACUUAACCAGAGCCUCCACUUCGCCUCGGCCGAGUACUCCUCCACGUCGAUGGGGAUGAUGAACGGAGCCGUCGUGCAGGGACAACAUGUUGCUGACGUUGUCCUGAAGCAACUCGGCGCUGGAGAUGAACAACAGGCUGGAGGAGUUGCUGCUGGAGUGGAUGCCGCUGAGAGUACGGCCGCGCCCGAAUCCACGACCUCUCAGCCGCACUACGAUUUCCAGUACUCCACCUCGCCACAGUAUCCGGAUAUCCUGACGACCGAAUCCGCUUCAUCCUCAAGCACCGCCGAGCCGGGCAGCACGACAACGUUCGACUACACAGCGGAAUUCCUCGGAAAAAUGCACGACGCCUUCAACAAGCCCAACGACACGACCGACGAGCCGACGGCUUCGAGCAGUACGGUCAUCUACCCGGAUCUGUUAAUGCAAAACGAAUCGACGACGCCGUUCGUCUACGAAACGAGCAGCCAAUACGAGGCCACCACCCCGGAUACGACUGUCGCGCCACCCGAGCAGAAGCAGUACGACUUCCCCUACAGUACCAGCACACAGUAUGCGCCGGAAGAUCUCGGCUACGGUGAAGCUUCAACCACCGAAUCGCCCGAAAAUUCCACACUUCCCGACCGAUUUGUGCCCGAUCUCGCACCCCCACCUUCGAAUCUCACCUCAAAUGGCACCGACACCGACUAUCCGGAUGACCUUAUCAGCGCCGUCGGCCUGAACGCGACGCAACCGUCUAACGAGACUGAGUCGACCUCACCCACCGAGAACCCGCUCGUCGACGAUGUGAUCAAUUUGCUAAACGGCGAAGGAAACGCGACGCAGCCGCACGCACCGGGCAAUGAGACGACGGUGGAGGAUGCCGUACUGGACAUACUAAACCCUGAUGGAUUGGAUAAUAGCACGUCACCAGCUAACGAAACGGCACUUCCGGAUGAAGUUUUGAACUUGCUUAACCCUGAUAACAGUACUUUACCCUCUAAUGAGACGUCGAUCCCGGACGAGGUGUUCAAUUUGCUUAACCCGGAAACUGUGGAUAAUAGUACGGUACCGGCUAACGAAACAGCACUUCCGGACGAGGUUUUAAACUUGCUUAACCCGGAUAACAGUACCUCACUGUCUAAUGAAACGGCACUUCCGGAUGCAGUUCUAAAUUUGCUUAACGCAGAACCGUUGGAUAAUAGCACCUCAUCAGCUAACGAAACAGCACUUCCUGAUCAAGUUUUGAAUUUGCUUAACCCAGAUGGAUUGGAUAAUAGCACGUCACCGGGUAACGAAACGGCAUUACCGGAUGAUGUUUUGAAUUUGCUAAACCCCGAGACACCCCUAAACGGCACGGAACCCUCAAAUAAUGGCACCGAUGUGGAGCUCAAUCCGACCGCCUCGCCGGACACGACCAACUCGACUACACCCGAAAAUACGACCGACUUUGACGUCUCCAACGUGACGAGCCCCAACAAUGCGACCGAAUUGGACGACUCCGCCUUCAACGCGACGACCCCACUGACGAACAGUACCGAUUCGGGCGAGGAGCCCGAAUUCGCCCGGCUGACCGUUCUCCGCGAUGUCCAGUCCGUCCCGCAGCAGGAUGAUAUGGAGAACAACACCAGCCCCACGACAGAAGCCUUCGUCUAUCAAACCUCUUCACAAUACCCCCCAGGAGCUUUUGAUGACAACGAGCCCGAAGCGAGCAGCCAGUCGCGAGCCAGCAGCACCAGCUACGCCUUCCUCUACCAAACGUCGAGCCAGUAUCCGCCGCAUACAGCUGCUUUCCGCGAGGCUACGAGUGUACAGCCCGAUCUGAACACGCUGCUCCUCGCCGAUGAGCCCCUGGUUCAACUUCUCAACGCGACAACACCAGAAGCCCCAGCCGCAACGAGCAAUGCAACGGAAUCGGCCGAAGAUCUCAUCCAGGAGGCCGUGCAGACCGUCGAGCAGAACAUCAAAAAGGUCAGCGUU
Molecule: messenger RNA, 3288 nt
Organism: Mesorhabditis spiculigera
Lineage: Eukaryota; Metazoa; Nematoda; Chromadorea; Rhabditida; Rhabditidae
Source: the annotation of a GenBank genome assembly